Molecule: messenger RNA, 980 nt
Organism: Rhododendron vialii
Lineage: Eukaryota; Viridiplantae; Streptophyta; Magnoliopsida; Ericales; Ericaceae
Product: small ribosomal subunit protein eS7-like
Exons: 6
Coding region: 167-742 (191 amino acids)
Biological process (GO): rRNA processing; translation; ribosomal small subunit biogenesis
Cellular component (GO): ribosome; cytosolic small ribosomal subunit; 90S preribosome
Molecular function (GO): structural constituent of ribosome
Source: RefSeq, a predicted model, not a curated record
CACCGUCCAAAAUUAGGGCAAAACAUCGCCUUUCUUCUCCCAACCUUUCUUAGCAAUCCUUUUGCCCAGAAAACCCAAUUCUCUCUCUCUGGAGCUGAAGCCGAAGCUCUAGGGCUUUCAUACUUCAACUUGAUUCAGCCUUCUCCGCCUCUAGAGAUUUGUCAAGAUGUACACGUCAAGGAAGAAGAUCCACAAAGACAAGGAUGCUGAACCCACUGAAUUUGAGGAGACAGUUGCCCAGGCAAUAUUUGAUUUGGAAAAUACUAACCAAGAGCUUAAGAGUGAUCUGAAAGACCUUUACAUUAAUUCAGCACUUCAAAUUGACGUAGCUGCAAAUCGCAAAGCUGUUGUCAUUCACGUUCCCUAUAGAUUGAGAAAAGCUUUCCGGAAGAUUCAUCUUAGGCUAGUCAGAGAACUUGAGAAAAAGUUCAGUGGGAAGGAUGUUGUUGUCAUUGCCACCCGAAGAAUAAUGCGACCGCCGAAGAAAGGUUCUGCUGCACAAAGGCCCCGCUCCCGGACUCUUACAUCUGUCCAUGAAUGCAUGCUGGAGGAUGUUGUGUAUCCUGCUGAGAUAGUUGGAAAGCGCAUCAGAUACCGAAUUGAUGGGUCCAAAAUAAUCAAGAUAUACUUGGAUCCCAAGGCACGCAAUGACACCGAGUACAAGCUGGAGACGUUUUCUGGAGUUUAUCGGAAGCUUUCUGGCAAGGAUGUCAUCUUUGAAUAUCCGAUUACAGAGGCUUAAGAUCUGUUGUUACAUGAGAUUUUCCCUGUUCUUGUUUAAGACUCGCAUGAUUCCAUUUUGCUGAAAGUAUUUGCGAUUUUGUUGCAGAGAUUUGGAUAUGAGGUUUUUUUUUUCCGUGUAUGACCGGGGAUUAAAGUUACUACUUCCUUGUCUUGGUUAAAUUGUCGGGAAAUGUGAUUGUUGAAAGCUUAAUACUUCUGUGAGAAGUAAAGUUUUUGUUCUCUUUCCAGCCGGAAAA